Messenger RNA from Pyricularia pennisetigena, 2526 nucleotides. RefSeq lists its product as uncharacterized. Gene Ontology annotation, molecular function: metalloendopeptidase activity. Gene Ontology annotation, biological process: proteolysis. Bases 1 to 2526 code for a protein of 841 amino acids. NCBI's taxonomy places the organism in Eukaryota, Fungi, Ascomycota, Sordariomycetes, Magnaporthales, Pyriculariaceae. The record is from RefSeq and is a predicted model, not a curated record. The transcript has 2 exons.
AUGUUCCUCUCGAGGGCCCUUGCGGCCACUCUGGCAGCUGUAGCGCUCCUCACUCAGUCUGGCACUGCACACUCAACGGAUAGACAACCGCUACGAUAUGUCAGCAGAUUAGAGGAGCCCGUCAUCCAUACGGAUGCCAAUUCGAGACGGGUACAUGCCUUCUCAUCCUUUGAGCUGUCCUUCCUCAUUCACAAUGGGCGACAAAAAGUAAGGCUUUCGCUUGCCCCGAAUCACGACAUCAUUUCCAAGGAUGCUGUGGUACAAAUCAUGGGCCCGGACGGCAAGGUGCGCGCGAUAGAACCUCUUGAUCGCAUGGAGCACAAAAUAUAUCAGGGCCAAGCCUUUGUCUUGCGACAAGGCCGCAACGACUGGGAGAACGUCGGCUGGGCCAGGGUCAACAUACGGAGGGAUGGUGUUCAUCCCAUAUUCGAAGGCGCUUUCAGGAUCGAUGGUGAUGAUCACCAUAUACAGACCGACGAAACCUACCGAAAGACGAAGCAGCGCGCCGAUCCGGAUAUUGAGUGGUCACCCGAGGAGUACAUGGUCGUCUGGAGGGACUCGGAUAUCGGAGAUGGCCCCCACGUACACGAUGGAGGCUAUGGGCCUAGCCAAGGCGAACUGAGGAAGCGGGAUCUGUCUGCCAGGUCACCGCUCUGCUCUUCCGAUGGUCUUGACUUCAACGCGGACGAUGCGCAUCCGAUAUAUCGCGGACUUGACACGAGAGAUCUGGACUCUGGCAUGAGCGUCAACGGGCUGCCUGGGGGUCUGGUGCGCCGUCAGGAUCAGACGCAGAUGGGAAACGGUGCGGGUGUCAACCUGGCCUCGACCGUUGGCUCUACCGCCGGCUGCCCAACGACCAGGAAGGUUGCUCUACUCGGCGUUGCGACUGAUUGUACUUAUGGCAAGCAGUUCAACUCGUCCAUGGCAAUCCGGCAAAACAUUAUUGCACAAAUCAACACGGCAUCGCAAGUGUACGAGAGCAGCUUCAACAUCUCCCUAGGCAUACAAAAUCUUACAAUCAGCGACACCAACUGUCCGGCUCAGGCCACGGAGCAGGCCCCUUGGAAUGUGGAUUGCGGCAACGGGGUUACCAUUACUGAUAGGCUGAAUCUAUUCUCGGCUUGGAGGGGUAAUUUUAAGGAUCGGAACGCCUUCUGGACCCUUUUGACAACAUGCAACACUGAUGCAGCCGUUGGCCUGGCCUGGCUGGGCCAGCUCUGCGUUGAGGGCUCGCUCAAGCCAGGUAGCGGAAACACCAACGAAACGAUUGCAGGUGCCAAUGUUGUCGUGAAGACGUCGCAGGAGUGGCAGGUCAUUGCCCACGAGAUCGGGCACACCUUCGGUGCUGUUCAUGACUGCCAGGCUGGUACAUGUACUGACGGCACGGUGACAAAGCAACAGUGCUGCCCCCUGAGUGGUAGCUCGUGCGAUGCCAAGGGCCAGUUCAUUAUGAACCCGUCAACGGGGAGCAAGAUAACCAACUUCUCACCCUGCACCAUCGGUAACAUUUGCUCCGCCAUUGGCCGCAACAGUGUCCGAUCAAGCUGCUUGACUAGCAACAGAGACGUCAAGACGAUUACGGGAAGUCAAUGCGGCAACGGCAUCGUCGAGGCUGGCGAGGAAUGUGACUGCGGAGGUUCAGAUGGCUGCAAGGGCAACCCAUGCUGCGACGCCAAAACUUGCAAAUUCACCUCGGGAUCGACCUGCGACUUUGCCAACGAGGAGUGCUGUGACCGCCAGUGCAAGUUUGCCAGUGCGGGCACCGUAUGCCGUGCCAGCAUUGGAUCUUGCGAUCCUGCCGAGACAUGCAGCGGUACCUCGGGUGUAUGCCCGGCCAACGCUUUCGCUCCAAAUGGUCAGGCUUGUGGAGAGGCAGGCCAGAACCUAGCCUGUGCCUCGGGCCAGUGUACAUCACGCAACCAACAGUGCAAGACGCUCAUGGGAUCACUCACCACAGGCAACGAUACUUAUGCAUGCAGUAACACGGGAUGUCAGCUCAGCUGCGCGUCUCCAGAAUUUGGCAAAGAUACCUGCUUCACAAUGAUGCAGAACUUUCUCGAUGGCACUUCCUGCCAAGGCGGCGGAAAGUGCAUCAACGGAGCUUGCACGGGUUCCUCCUUUGCUGGCGAGGUCGGCACGUGGCUGACCGACAACAAAAACAUCGUUCUUCCUGUGGCCUGUGCUGUCGGAGGGUUGGUGCUUUUGGCACUACUGUGCUGUUGCUGGACGGCUUUUGCUCGCAGAAAGUCGAGGCGCCUCCGUAAGCAAAAGAAGAAGGCGGCAGCGGCUGCACUAGCAGCGAAGGCCUCUUCGUCCCAAAGGAAGCAAUCCAUGGUCUCGGUCGACGAGGUGCCCCCACCUGGAUGGCAACCACAAGGGGGUGCUUAUGCGCAGAACCAGCGCACCAUGAACGGCAAUCUACAAGCACCCCCCGCUGCUGCCACCCGAGAUAACAGCCGAAACCCGUAUAACAAUGGGCAAUGGCAACCGCCUCAACGGCAGUAUACUAGCCCUAGGUAUGCCUAG